Rhagoletis zephyria (snowberry fruit fly) is the source of this 1625-nucleotide messenger RNA. Its product is annotated as enkurin. Gene Ontology annotation, molecular function: calmodulin binding. The record is from RefSeq and is a predicted model, not a curated record. Gene Ontology annotation, cellular component: axonemal microtubule; acrosomal vesicle. NCBI's taxonomy places the organism in Eukaryota, Metazoa, Arthropoda, Insecta, Diptera, Tephritidae.
UUAAAAAAGAAAAUUAAAAACUUACCUUCACCAAAAAAUGUUACGUUAUUGGUCGCAUGGGGCACUCAAGAGAGUAGCGACACAUGUUCUAGCCGUUUAAGAAAGGAAAGCAUAACUUUGACUUCAAACUAAGAUAAAAAAAAAUACCUCCGCCAAAAAAUGUCACGUAAAUGGUCGCAUGGGUUCAGGACUUAAGAGAGUAGCGACUCAUGUGUACACGCCUAUGUUCUGGAGUCAAGUGCUGUUAAUAGAUAAACGCAAAAACUUCUCAUUUAAUGACGUUCUGAUGUACACAUAUCAUUGAUCUGUGUGCGGUGUCUCCAACUGCAUAUUUGCUUUUGGACCGUCACCCAGGGAAAUUACUAAAACCGAAUUCGCCCCUACUAAUAGUACUAUCCUCACUUACUAUAAUUUUUGUUGCCAAUAGUUUCUUAUGAAACUAAGCGACGUAGUAUGUUUAUUAUUUAGUUUCAAACAACUUAUUUAUUGACUUAUCUUAGCAACACUAAAAAACUACAGAUAAUUUUCCAUCCUUUGGAAACAAAUUAGUUCAGCGUUUUUAAAUCAAGCAAUCACGGAGUGAAUUUGUGACACUGCAUAUAUUUUGUUAAAAUUGUUUAUAUACAACGAAAAAGGAAUUAUUGCUUUUACUCUUGAAACUAUCGACGUCGGUCGGACCUAAGAGGAUAAAAAAAAACUGAAAUAUAAAUUUUCUAAAAGCGCACUGAAGAAAAAUAGAUUAAUCGGAUACAUAAUGUCGCUGGUCUACAUAACCCGUCACAACGAGAAUAUCAAUCACUUGGAAAACAAGUCUGAUUAUUAUCAAUUGCUACACAACAGCUUUGUUGGAAGACCUAAGAAGUAUGCAGAUAAAAAGAAAAAAAUUAAUGCCGUUAUAAAAUUGCCAGAUGGCAAACAAUUAUUAACUGGUUCACAAAAGAGCGAACAUAAGACAAUGGGCUACAGCGAGACACCAUUGCGUGAGCCAUGCGAAUUUCUACGCAAAAAUGGCGGCGUCAAGUGGCAACGUAAACGAGACCAUACCUGUCCCAAACGUGAUGCACUCAUGUCGCCAGUACCACGCUUGGAAGAUUUGAAGAAGGAGAAGCGCGACAAAGAAAAGAAGAAAGUGAAUUUUAUCAAGAAAAAUGUGCUUUGCAUUAAGGAUGCGGCGGCCAAAUGGCAUCCGCCGCAAUAUAUAGAUUUUCAUACAGGCACUCCAAGAAAGUUGCAAAAUUCCGGACUUGUGCCACAAUAUGUAUGCUCGGGAGUUUUUGGUAAGGUACCCUGCUAUUUGCGUGCGCUAAAGCGGCAUACGCUUGAGGCAUGCAGAAUGGAGCAGACUCAAAUGACAGAACGCUGCAAAUUCAAUGAAGCGUCCAUACGCCAAUUGCCGCCAGAGGAGCGUGAGAAUAUAUUGAUGGGUCUUAAACAACAUUUUAAUGAUGUAUUUAAAGCGUACCAAGCUGGUUCACUCUAUACUGAUACCAUCUCGAAACGAUUGAGGAAGUCAAAUUUGGAAAAGGAAUUGCGCCAAUUGGAACAUGAUAUUUUUCUCCUCGAAUCUAAUCCAGUAAUAUAUGUAUCUGAAUUUUAAUUCUCAAUAAAGCGAACAUUUAAAAUUA